Brassica oleracea var. oleracea is the source of this 991-nucleotide messenger RNA. RefSeq lists its product as uncharacterized. NCBI's taxonomy places the organism in Eukaryota, Viridiplantae, Streptophyta, Magnoliopsida, Brassicales, Brassicaceae. Gene Ontology annotation, biological process: cytokinin biosynthetic process. The transcript has a single exon. The record is from RefSeq and is a predicted model, not a curated record. Bases 345 to 776 code for a protein of 143 amino acids.
AGGACAUGUGGCAAAAUCACUUCGCAAAUAUAGUCUAGGGGAUCUUAAAAUGGCUUGUCUUGUAGUUCUUCAAUUGAGAGAAAACAAUGGUGUUAGAAUUGCCAUGUGGUGAUACUCACUCCUCGUAUUCAAUUAUAUGAGUGAUUCAAUAGGCUCCAGCUUUUCUUGAUUCUGAAACACAAGAAAGGGAAAAAAAUCAUACGCAAAACAUUAUUUAUUGAUGAUUAAAUGCAAAGCUAAAGACAGCAAGAGACACAAGGGUUAUACCAGAGGGUAAAGAGAUUGAAACAGGCUGAGGUACGUAAGUUUUAUAAAAAAAAAGAAGAAGCUAAGUUUAACUUUUUAUGUUGGCUAUGGAGUCUCCAAGAAUCCAUGAAGGAGUUGCUGAGGAGAAGAGUAGUUGUGAAUCAGGAUGGACUAUGUACAUAGAAGACACCAUCCAUGGAAACCAUCACUCUGAAUUUGUCUAUGAAGAAUAUGAUGAUGAUGGUAAUCAUUUCUGUGUAAAAGAUGUCGAUGAUGAUAGUAGUGAAAAUGGGAGCGAUGACUCGAUGACUUCUGAUGCAUCUUCAUGGCCUAGCACUCAGCUUCCAAGGAAGACAAAGAAUCAUGCAGCUGCAAAGAAGAGUAAUGCCAAACAAGUCAAUCAUCACACAAAGAAUAAAGCUCGUGAAAAAUCCACCGACCAAGAAGAAGAAUCUGAGUUCAACGGUAGAACAAGAACCAUUGCAGCUAGUCGUGUUCAAAGUAAAGGCAAGGUGAGAAAAAACAAAUAAGACUCUAAAUACUGGUUUUAAACUUCUAUUGCUAUAUCCAAUAUUCUCUUUGGCUCAAGGGAUAUAACAAUCUAGACCAUGUAAUUGUUACCUUCAUUUGAAAUUUAUGUGUAAUAGCCUUGUUUUCUAUAACAGGAUUAUGUUUUUGGCUUAAAGCAAAUCCCGUUCCUGUAACUUUAUUUGCCUUGGAGCUAUGCUAAUAAUAUCUACUUUUU